Molecule: messenger RNA, 1528 nt
Organism: Lactuca sativa (garden lettuce)
Lineage: Eukaryota; Viridiplantae; Streptophyta; Magnoliopsida; Asterales; Asteraceae
Product: vacuolar protein sorting-associated protein 9A
Biological process (GO): vesicle-mediated transport
Cellular component (GO): endocytic vesicle; cytosol
Molecular function (GO): guanyl-nucleotide exchange factor activity; small GTPase binding
Source: RefSeq, a predicted model, not a curated record
AAAGAUUUGAAGGAGAGGGGCUAUCUUGAAAAUAUACAUUCAUCAACAUCUGCGAUUCGAUGGAUCCUACUUGGGUUUGAUGUUUUCCUUCUUGACUCUGAACGCUUGUUAGGGUUUUGGAAUUGGGAUCUAAAUCCUGCUUAUGUCUCAGAGCGUCUUCAGUCGCUAAUCACCAGGAGAAGCCACAGAAAAAAAAAAUCCCAAAGGUCUUAAGGUGUACAGACCAAAUCCAUGGAGAACAGCGAACCAUUCAGUUCCUCAACAGCACCGCUGACAUGGCACGACUUCCUGGAACGCAUGCGACACCCAUCAGCCGCCGAAUUUGUAAGAGCCAUCAAAACCUUCAUCGUAUCAAUCUCAAACACACCUCCAGAUCCCGAAACCGACAGCACAUCCGUACAACAAUUCCUCGCCAACAUGGAAGCCUCUUUCCGGGCCCACCCGCUGUGGUCAACCGGGUCAGAAGAAGAACUAGACAGCGCAGGCGAAGGCCUUGAAAAAUACAUCAUGACAAAAUUAUUCCCCCGUGUCUUCGCCUCACACCAACACGACAUCAAACAAGAUGAAAAUCUCCACCAAAAAUUAUCUCUUCUCCAACAAUUCAUCAAACCCGAACACUUAGAUAUCCAACCAACAUACCAAAACGAAACCUCGUGGAUCCUCGCUCAAAAGGAGCUUCAAAAAAUCAAUAUCUAUAAAGCUCCACGAGAUAAACUUGUUUGCAUACUUAGUUGCUGUAAAGUUAUUAGCAACUUGCUGCUUAAUGCUUCGGUUGCUGCUAAUGAAAACCCUCCUGGAGCGGAUGAGUUUCUCCCGGUUUUAAUCUAUGUUACCAUAAAAGCAAACCCUCCUCAAUUGCAUUCCAAUUUGUUGUAUAUUCAACGAUUCAGACGUGAAUCCAGACUAGUUGGAGAAGCGGCUUAUUUCUUUACAAACAUGUUGUCUGCUGAAGCCUUUGUUACAAACAUAGAUGCCAAAGCGCUUUCCAUGGAUGAAACUGAGUUUCAGAAGAAUAUGGAAUCCGCUCAAGCACUUAUUCAUGGCCUAUCCACCGAUUACACUACCAGUCAAAACAUUGGUCAAAGUAUGUCAUCUGAGAAUAGCGAAUCGACAACCGAAAAGGAAAAUGAAAAAGAAAAGGAAGUAUCAUCGGUGAAAAAGAACUUAUCGGUUUCAGAUUUGGAGAAUAAAGGGGCUGAUAUGAUUGUAAAAGAUGGAAAUGGAAUCGAAGAGUUUCGGAAUUUUCCGUAUUUGUAUUCGGAAGCGGGUGAUUUGACAAUUGGUGACGUGGAGGAUUUGUUAGAUGGUUAUAAGGAACUUGUGUUGAAGUAUGUUAGUCUUGCGAAAGGGGUGGGUGUAGGUGGUGUUUCGAGUGAAGAUAAGUAAAAACUAGGAUUUGUUUCAUUAUAAAUUUGUAUGUUUUGUUUUCAUUCUUAUUUUGUUAUACUGUUUGCUUUAAGAAAAGCCGAGUAUUCAUACAUAUUUCAUACAAAUCAAAUCAAAUUGUCUACUCAUCAUCUAUCACAAA